Acanthochromis polyacanthus (spiny chromis) is the source of this 1802-nucleotide messenger RNA. RefSeq names its product OTU deubiquitinase 3 (gene otud3). NCBI's taxonomy places the organism in Eukaryota, Metazoa, Chordata, Actinopteri, Pomacentridae. The transcript has 8 exons. The record is from RefSeq and is a predicted model, not a curated record. Gene Ontology annotation, molecular function: cysteine-type deubiquitinase activity. Bases 239 to 1315 code for a protein of 358 amino acids. Gene Ontology annotation, biological process: protein deubiquitination.
CCCAUUCCUUCUUCCGUACGUUUUGACGUACACGGAUGUGCGUAUGAGUUGUAAACAAAAACGGACAAUCACUACUUUCCUUCUCUGAGCCAAACCAGAAACCAAACGUCGACAUAUCUCACCGACCGUACUUUCUUCGAGGGUGCAGAUGUGUGGCAGUGGUUGAUGAAGUGCCAGCUCCCCACCAUAAGCAGACAUAUUUUGGUGUUGUCGGCCUGCAGAAACAAUUGCAGCCAACAUGUCUAGGAAACAGACACCGAAAUCUGUGCGAAGCAAUAAAAAGAGUGAACUGGAACGUAAGAGGGAUGAGCGGGCAGCACGCAGGGCCAUUGUGAAAGACCGCAAGAACCGCCCUCAGGAUGGUGACGAAGGCGCAGAGUUUGUCAGUUUCUCCAAUCAGCUCCAGGCCCUGGGGCUCAAGCUGAGGGAAGUCCCUGGAGAUGGGAACUGCCUGUUCAGAGCUCUAGGAGACCAGUUAGAGGGUCAUUCCCGGGGUCACCUGCGGCUCCGCCAGGAGACAGUCCAGUAUAUGACGUCUCAUCGACAAGACUUUGAACCCUUUGUCGAGGAUGACGUGCCCUUUGCACAACACUUGUCCAACCUUUCUCAACCUGGUACAUUUGCUGGAAAUGAUGCUAUUGUGGCUUUUGCUCGCAGUCAACAGGUGAAAGUGGUCAUCCAUCAGCUGAACACACCGCUGUGGGAGAUAAAUGGUGUAGAGAAGCAGGUGUGCAGAGAGCUACACAUUGCCUAUCGCUAUGGAGACCAUUACGACAGCGUGAGGCGGAUUGGAGACAACUCUGAGAGUCCUGCCCACCUCCGCAUAGAGAAUCUGCAGAAUUCACAUGGCCAGCAGCGUGAGUUUGGGGACGGGCAGAGGGACAGACAGAAAAACCCUUCUCCUACAGCGUCAGAGGAGGACAGCGUCAUCCUGAGCUCCAUCAAGAAUCGAGGAAUCCAGGGCGAUGAAGAGAACCUGCUCCAACUGAGUGCGGCGACAAUUAACGCUGAAUGGCUUGUCGGUUCUGUGCUGGGCCAGUCCUGCCAGGGCCAGUGUGCCUCAGGAUCCUGCUCAGCCUGCAGAGCUGCUGCGGCCGACUGCAGUGAGCACAAGCAGCCAGCAGACGGCAGCAACGUUCAAAAAACUAAGGUAUCCAACAAGCAGAGGAAAGAGCAGCAGCGGCAAGAGAAGAAGAAGCGCCAGGAGGAGAGGCAUCGGCAGAAGUUUAUCCAGAGUAAAGGGAGCCAGGACCAGAACCAGAACCUGCCAGAGGCCGUUACUUUAGUACCGGCUCUCAACACUCUCAGUAUAUAGACUGGAGCAUGGCCAUAAAUACCUACUGCUAUUCUAGCUACCAGUGGCUGUCCACAAACUUUUGCACAUAGUUCAAUUUGAUUCAGUCACAGUGGAUAACCUUUCCUAAAGAAAGCCCUAUAGUUUCUUUGCAAACAGUAUAACGGUGCCUGCAAACUUGUAUGAGUGAGAUGUGUGAAAGUUAUAAAAGGAGAGUGACAGAGCAUGACUAUCAGUGUUUUUUGUUUGUGUUUUUGAUUUACUUCAAUCCCUGGUUGGUGUUGGUGUAGAAGCUCCUCUGGUCUACCUACUACGCUACCUAGCCCUCUUUCUAUGCUUGGACAUCUGGCUUACCAUGACAACCAUGCAGAGGAUCUUGGAUUUGGAUUGAAUGAACUUGUUCAGAUUAUUCUGUUCGUCAUCAAAGAAUAGGGUAAAGGAAGAUCGGCAGAUAAAUGAUUGUUACGCACACGGUGUAAGAAAUGUGGCAAUAAAUAAUAAUAAAUGA